AUGGAAAAACUACCCAUUCACUCUGGGGAUGCACAAGACGGUCCGGACCCAAACGGGGCACCUUCAAAGUCCCGACGCGACAGAUCCAUCCCGCCCCACCGCAUCGUGAUUGCCGUGGGCUUCCUGAUCUGCUACUACUUGCUCAUUAAGCUGUCACCGAGAAUAUCCCUAUGGCCCGCAUGUGGAACACACGAUGCUCCGGGAUCUGCAGAUUCGGAUACCUCCAGAAAUAGCUUUACCCCUGAUUCACCAGACCAAACAUGGCAAGAAUACAACAAACAACUACAAGCGGACCAGGAAUCACUCCGCGACACGCACCGGGCAGACACCAAGGUCCCGCUUGAGGCUCACAUCAUGAGCAAGUGCCCCGAUGCACAGACCUGUCUCCAAAAGCUGGUGCUGCCCGCCAUGGAGCAAAUCAGCGAUAAGGUCAACUUCCAGCUUUCUUUUAUCGCAAGCGUAACGAACGACUCCUCCGAGAUCAAGUGCAUGCACGGCCCAGGCGAAUGUAUUGGAGAUAUGCUCCUGCUAUGCGCGGCGAACCUACCUUUCCAUCCCACCGCGGACGAAUCCCUACUACCCAAAACAUACCCUCGUACCCCCAUAAUCCGGUCGCUAGGCUUUGCAAACUGCUUGAUUAAUGACUACGAGCGCAUUCCGGAGCGCGAGCUUGUGCACCAGUGUGCCUUGGAACAUGGGAUUGAUUUCGAUUCUCUAAACAAGUGUGCCAGCCAGGAGAAUGAUGAGCCCGAUAGUGGUGAAAACGGAGGCCCCCUUCCCAGCGGACUUGCUCUCCUGCGGAAUAGUGCGCUUCGGUCAUCUAGUCUCGGUGCAGAGAUUAGCUGUACGGUGCGUCUGGAUGAGAAGGUCUGGUGUAUUCACGACAGCGGCGAAUGGAGAGAUUGUGCCGACGGCGGCAGUAACCCACAAGUCCUUGCCGAUGAGGUCAACCGACUCUGGGAGGAGAGAAACUGA
Messenger RNA from Penicillium cinerascens, 975 nucleotides. Its product is annotated as GILT family protein. The transcript has 2 exons. Bases 1 to 975 code for a protein of 324 amino acids. The record is from RefSeq and is a predicted model, not a curated record. Gene Ontology annotation, molecular function: oxidoreductase activity, acting on a sulfur group of donors, disulfide as acceptor. Lineage: Eukaryota; Fungi; Ascomycota; Eurotiomycetes; Eurotiales; Aspergillaceae.